This is a messenger RNA of Trichomonas vaginalis G3, 708 nucleotides long. RefSeq names its product protein kinase-like (PK-like) family. The record is from RefSeq and is a predicted model, not a curated record. Gene Ontology annotation, molecular function: protein kinase activity; ATP binding. The coding region runs from base 1 to 708 and encodes 235 amino acids. Gene Ontology annotation, biological process: protein phosphorylation. NCBI's taxonomy places the organism in Eukaryota, Parabasalia, Trichomonadida, Trichomonadidae. The transcript has a single exon.
AUGAAGUUUACUGAGCUUAAUGUUCAUAGUAAGCUUUAUAAGCUUAACGAAACAACAAUUCUCAAGGUCAUUGAGAAUGAUACAGCUGUUUCCAACUACAGAUCUUUCAUGCAACAAAAGGAAAUUUUUGAUUUGUUUUCACAAAAACCAAAUUCUCAUAUUGUUCAGACAUCAAGCCCAAAGGUUUUUGGAAGAUGGGUCUACAUAACAAUGAAAAGGGUCCCAUUCUGCUUAACAGAGCUCAUCAAUAAACUUUCAGAAGAAAGGCUUCGUUUCAUCAUGAAACAACUCGUCGAGAUAGUUCAAGAAUUCCACAAAAUUAAUUUUGUCAACUACAACAUCUCUACUGACAACUUCUUGGUUGAUGAAAAUGAUUUUGUUUACAUCAUGAAUUUCGGCAGUGGCUUCUAUCUCAACAGACAGCCAUUUGUCUUCAUACAAGAGUCUUCAAUCAAUUGGCCAUCAAAAGCUGUUUAUUCCCUCGGUCUCAUAUUUUUCCAUAUGUUGACUGGCCUCAGUCCAUAUGAAAUGGGCUAUAAUGGCAAGAAUGCAAUCGAUAUUUUCUUGGCCAAUCCAAGUGAAUUUGAAAGCUGUUACACAAGAUAUACAGAUCAAGAUCUUCUUUUAGACUGCAUCUGCCAAAGCAACGAUCGCCCAAUUGAUGUUAACACAUUGGCUGAAAUUUACUUUAACGAUGAAGUUUUCUAA